AUGGCUGUGGUAGUGCAGUUUCUGGUUAGAAAGUUCAUUGAUGGCCUGGCAGAGGAGGGAGCCUCGGAGCUCCCUUUCAGCACCUAUUUUUGCGACAUGAGGGCUGAGUUGGAGAAGGCAACCAUUUCUUCCAGCAACGCCGAUGAGCUCCGAGAGUGCAUGUACGAACUCAAUAAUCUGCUGUCCCAGUGCCGCAUGCUCAUCGACCAGACAAAUACCUCCAGCUGCUUCUCCCUGUCCAAAGCCUGGAACUCCAACAAGGUGAAGAAAAGGGUGGUCGCCGUGAAACGCAGAGUCCUGCAGUGCGUACAGCACGAUCCCAACGGUGAUGCCGCAGCCUUGCAGGAGGACAGCAGCACCACCGGGUUCAGCCGUUGGACUACUUCUUGGCCUGAGCAGAGCAUGAUCCAUGGGUUCGACCAACAGUUGUCGGAGCUAGAGCAGAAGGCGUUCAGGAACUGCAGCCCAGGACGACUUACCGGUGUCGGCAUCGUUGGCAUGGGUGGCAUCGGAAAGACUGCACUAGCGCAGCUCGUGUUCAACAGCCAACAGGCUAGGGGACGCUACUUCCCCAGAAUCUGGGUGUGCCUUUCACGCACUGCUUGCGCCGCGAAGGACGUGCGCAAGGAAGUCUUGCAGAGCAUACUUAUGGCUCUCGGCCUCGAAGAGGAGAUCGUAUUGUCAAUUGAUGGUGGUGGUACUAGUCUAGGAGACCUGGAAUCAGCUGUCCAUGAGAAGCUCAAGGGGAAACGAUACCUCAUAGUAUUUGAUGAUGUCUGGAAAAUCGAUGGCUGGUAUGCUGACGUUGUGGGCCCCCAUAAUGCCUUGCCAGGAAGCGACCAGCAGUCGAAUUGCCUUGCUCUCAGCUUGCCUAAAGAGAGAGGCGGAGUGGUGGUCGUUACCAGCCGGCUGGAGCAGGCAGCAGAGAUGAUGGUGGGGAAGAGCAGUGUAUACCGUGUGCAGCCCUUGGUCGACAGAGAGAGCUCAUGGGCAAUCUUCAUGGAUGCACUAUCCAAGGCCAGACCGGCACUGCCCAAGGAAAGACGGGCGAUCGAUCUCACCACUAUUAACAACAUGAAAGAGGAAAUUCUUGAGACCUGCAGUGGGCUACCGUCAAUGGCCAAGGCGAUGGCAGACAUCUUUGCAGAUAGACUGUCAUCACCAGCAUCAACUUCUAGCCAGGAACUUAGCUUGAGUGGUGGAAUUGUGAAGUAGGCAACAUAUCUGUAAUGGACAAAAAUGAUACUACUAUAUAAUAUCUGUAUAUGGGUUUAUGGAUUGUCACAUGAAAAUUAUGACAUGAUUUCUUA
This is a messenger RNA of Lolium perenne, 1310 nucleotides long. RefSeq names its product probable disease resistance protein At5g45440. NCBI's taxonomy places the organism in Eukaryota, Viridiplantae, Streptophyta, Magnoliopsida, Poales, Poaceae. Gene Ontology annotation, molecular function: ADP binding. The record is from RefSeq and is a predicted model, not a curated record.